AUGCACGGCCCUCAGCAUCAGGCAAUGAAUCGCCGCGUCUCUGGCGGUCAGGUUCCUCAGCAAGCCAAUCUCCAGAACCUCGGCGUAAACCCCGCCCCGCCCAGCCAGCCCCACUCCAACGCCUCUCAUCCUCACGGUCAGGCUAACUCGCACCCUCAUCCCGGCCACCCGUCGCUGUCGCCGACCCGCCUGGACCUCGCCGCCCUCUUCCCCGCCGCCCAAAUCGACAGCAACAAUGGCCCAAACCCGACUGAGUACUACAAUGCCCGUAUGCUGCCGGGGUACCAGCAAGGCCUGCCUACGCAGUCGGGGGCGCAGGGAGGACGAGGCCGCCGAUCCGAGGAUGCGGUUGCAGCCGCACUAGGGAUGCACACAGCGGCUCCCACGCACCCAUCCAACCCACCCCAACUCCAGAUGCACCGUCACAGUCCGGGGGCGAUGGCGCGCAGCCCGAGCGCUUCCGGCGUUAUGGUGGAGGACGACCCCGUCAAGCCUUUCCUUGACGGCUUCGCGGCGGCAGUCAACGAACCGACACAGCGCGCAAUGUGGACCGAGCUUAUCAAGCUCAAGACCAAGAGUCUCGAGCAUGCCAUUGCCGACGCCCGCGCCCGCGAGCGCACCGCCGAGGUCACACUCCUCAAGCUGCAGCAGGGCAUCCGUUCGAUCAACCAGAACCGCCAAAGCUUGCAAGUCGGCGGAUUCCAACAGGGUGCCAACUACAGCAACUUCCCCCUGGUCGCUCAUGCCCGCUCCCCCGCUGUUGAACCCCAACAGGGCUUCCCAGAGGCCGUGCCUAACGUUACCAUGCCACCUCCCCAGCAGCCCCAGCAACCCCAGCAGCCCCAGCAGGCCCAGCAGCCCCAGCAGCCCCAGCAGGCCCAGCAGGCCCAGCCGCCUCCGCCGCAGCAACAACAACAACAAGUUCAACAACAGCUGAGUCAGCAACAACAGGCGGCACAAUUCAGCAACGAGCUUGGGCCGAUGACGAUGUCACCAUUCGACCUGGAAGCCAUGCUCCAAGGCGCCGGGAACAGCCUCGACAAUCUCUUCGCCUGGCUUCCCGACAACGGCGCGACCGACAUGCCGAAGACCGCGAACCCGGCAGACCUCCUUGUCGGUGGCGAGCUGAUGAUGCCGAUGGGUUCGUCUAUAACGGACGGCCCGACGCCAAUCACCCCGGCGUCACCACCCAUCAAGCGGCCCCACUCUCCCGAGAGCGACGAGUCGCCAGCCGCACCACCAGCAAAAAAGGGCAAGGUGCGUGGUGAGAAGAAACUCGUGAUUGAGCAGCAUGCGUGCUGCCAACAGUGCGGUACGACGAUUGCGCGUGUGCUCAUCCGCGCACCCAAGAGCGCUAUUCCGUCGCCGAUCAGCGUCGAGUUUCGGUGUCCCGACUGCACCGGGGUGCACCAGCCACCAACGUUCGACCCGCAUGCGGCAAUGGGUUCGGGGCCAGCGAUAGGCAGCACGGAGACGCGCAAGCGCAUGCGCACGGCGAUGGAGGACGACGACAUGCUCAGCGACGACCCGUCGCGUCGUCGCUGUUUCUGCGACGUGUGCCAGCGCGUCGUGUGUGUCGGGCAGGUGGUGGGUGGCCCUGAGCGCCAGCCUCUCGGCAACAUGACUGAGAUCGUGUGCGCCUCCUGUGAUUCCAAGUACCAGCGGUGUACGGACUGCGGUGGCGGCGGAGGGCCACGUGUCGGCAUCGGCAAGUGGCGCCUCAAGCAGGUGUUCCAGGUCGGCCGCAAGACUUGCUCUCUCUCGCACAACCGCUUGGGCGACCGACCACGCGAGAUUGGUGUACAUGUAACUCCCUCCGACUUUACCCCCGAGCAGCUCAAGGAGGUUGUCGCGCGCUGCAAGACACUGUGGACAGAGAAGACGCUCAGCCGCUUGGCCGUGCCAGAAAUGUUAGAAAUCGACUUGCCGCCACACAUCACCAACCCGCUGCGUAAUUACAACGACGUCGAGAACAUUGUGCACCGCUGUUGGCCUUCGCGCGAGGCCAUGAUCCGCGCCGAGGGCGCCGACCCCGCUCGCUUCAAGCGCCUCUUAGGGCUGACGUGGGCACAUGCGCGCAGCCGGCGCAGCGUGCGCACUGUCGACAUCGAAGAGCAGUAUGCACACCACCAACAGGCCGAUGACGACAAUGUCAGCACGGUGCUAGCGAAUGUCAAGCGCACCACCGCAGUGAUCCCACCUGGGUCCGAGCUGAUCGGGAUGUGGGGUGGCGAGUGGGACAUGGACAGUGGCUCGCUACUCGUCUCGACGCUUAUCCCGUUCGAGGGCACCGAUGGAGAGGACCACUCGGCCUUAUCAGUAGGCGAGCUCAUCACCAAGGUCCAACAACUACAGCAAGCCAUGAACGAGCAGCGCACGACCGAGGCGGCCGUGGCGGGUUGCAAGUCCGAGCUCGUUCGUCCCUGCGAGCACCUGUGGGUCGUCAGCGGAGGCUCAAUGCCGCUCAUCCGUGAGCGCAUGGCCGACAUCCUUGUGCGCAAGCGCUCCUUUGUCCACGUCGAGGAGUACCUCACGCGUCACCCGGACUUUGUCAACGCUCUCAAGGCCCGACCCGCCGGCCUGCACCCCGAGCAGCACGAGCCCCUACCUCACCAAGUCGAGAAGGACCACAUGUACCGAGGCCCCGGGCCACUCGUGCUGGUCCGUUGGCUGGGGAAGGACUAUGACGCACAAAAGAUCCUGGAGAUCAAGCAGAUGGAGUUUGGAGGCAGCAAGGCCAAGAAGCUCAAGAAGAUGCCGAAGAGCAAGGUGUAG
Messenger RNA from Cutaneotrichosporon cavernicola, 2775 nucleotides. RefSeq lists its product as uncharacterized. The record is from RefSeq and is a predicted model, not a curated record. The transcript is spliced from 4 exons. The coding region runs from base 1 to 2775 and encodes 924 amino acids. NCBI's taxonomy places the organism in Eukaryota, Fungi, Basidiomycota, Tremellomycetes, Trichosporonales, Trichosporonaceae.